This is a messenger RNA of Verticillium alfalfae VaMs.102, 1485 nucleotides long. RefSeq names its product dolichyl-phosphate beta-glucosyltransferase. The transcript is spliced from 4 exons. Gene Ontology annotation, cellular component: endoplasmic reticulum membrane. The record is from RefSeq and is a predicted model, not a curated record. NCBI's taxonomy places the organism in Eukaryota, Fungi, Ascomycota, Sordariomycetes, Glomerellales, Plectosphaerellaceae. The coding region runs from base 1 to 1485 and encodes 494 amino acids.
AUGAAUGACAUCGUGCACGCUGCCACCCACCUCUCGUGGCCGGCGCUGGUCCUUGGCUUCGUAGCCCUUCUCUUCAUCGCCUACCACGCUCUCCUCCUCCUCCUGCACGCCAUCGCUCCCAAGCCCCGCGCCGUGCUCCCCUCCGAAAAGACAUACUCCACGACGACCCCAGACUCGGACGGCACAGUCACCCAUGCACUCCCCUGCUGGUUCGACCGUUGGCUUGCUGAGCGUCAGGCUUCGGAGACGGCCACCAAGCUGUCCGACCCAUCCAAUGUCCCCCUUCCCGACUCGGGCACCAUCGAGCCCGCCUCUGUCCGCGUGACCGUCGUCGUACCUGCCUACAACGAGGAGGCACGCAUCUUGCCGGCGCUUGAAGAGGCCGUGACCUAUCUCGAUGCCAACUUUGGCCGCCCUGCCUCUACCUCAACCCUCUCGCCGCCCCCCUCGGCCAAGCGCACACCCUCCCCGCAUCGUCGGGUCCAGAACGCCCCCUCCGACGAUGUUACCGGCUACGAGAUCCUCAUCAUUGACGACGGCUCCUCCGACGCCACCAUCUCGGUCGCCCUCGCCUUUGCCCGUAACGCACGCCCUCCACGACACGUUGCGCGUCAUCGUCACGACCUCGCGGUAGUUGCGCAGCGCCAGGCACACCUGCGCCGCCCGGUGGAACACAAAGUUGUCGAUUUGAUGGCCCUGCUCAAGAAGAUCCGAAAAAAGGCGCUGGAUCGCCGGGAACGGCCGCACCGCUGCCGGGCCCGAUGCGCGGGCCUCGCUGCUGUCCCUCAUCUGUUGGCCCACGGCCUGGAUCUCAUCCAGAUCCGCCAACACGAGAGGCACCAUGGCAUUGCUAAUGUCGUGACCAUCGCUCUGCGCCUUGCUAAUCAACGACACGGCGUGCUCCGUCGAUGGUUCGUUGACCUUUCAUGCUGGCUUGCACGGCGAGCUGAAGACAGCCGCUUGAGUAACCCUGCCCGUUGCGCACGGCGCGGUUCGCGCGCCGAGGAGGUCGUCGACGGCGCCCACCGCGGCGUCGCCAUUGGCUCGCGCGCCCACCUCGUCGGCUCGGCCGCCGUCGUCCAGCGCUCCUUCGUCCGCAACUUCCUCAUGCGCUCCUUCCACCUCGUCCUCACCAUCCUCACGCCCCCCGCCACGAGCCGCCUCGCCGACACGCAGUGCGGCUUCAAACUCUUCACGCGCGCCGCCCUGCCCCACGUCGUCCCCUACAUGCAUGCCGAGGGCUGGAUCUUCGAUAUCGAGAUGCUCCUCCUUGCCGAGAGCGCGCCCCCCGCCCCCGUCCUCGGUGCCGACGGCGCUGUUAUCGGCACCAGCCCCGGCAUCCGUGUCGCCGAGGUUCCCAUUGACUGGCAUGAGGUCGACGGCUCCAAGGUCAGCCUCAUCGCCGACAGCAUCCGCAUGGCCGUCGGCCUCGCCGUCCUGCGUGCCAGCUGGAUGAUGGGCGUCUACCGCCGGCGAUUGACGUAG